UCGAUAUUGGAGACGGAAAUGACAUUUUCGAUCUCAAGAAAGCUAUUAAAGAAAUUAAACAGGAUGGCUUUUCUGGGGUCGAUGUUGAUAGACUCAGGUUGUGGAGAGUUAACGCAGCUCAAAUUACUUCUGAAAUAUUAAAUAAAGAAUUAGAAGAUGCAGCACAAAAAAUUGGAGAAGCUUUUCAUGGCGUUCAAGGAAAUAACGUUCGAGUUGUAGUUAGAACUUCCGAUACUGUUUCUAACUUGUGUCUUGCAUCACGGAAUCAAGAAAUAGAAGAAUUGAGAGCAAAGCUGGCAGCGCUUUGUGUAAAACUUGGUUAUGAGCUUGGUUAUACACCUCCAGUCGAAGAACUUGGUCUUUUGGUUCCACUCUCAGAGACGAAAUUUAAACAACUAAAGCGCGAAAAAGAAUACAAGGAAACUGUUAAUCUUGGUCUUAAAGCAAACCCUCCUUCGACUAGUGCCAAGCCUUCUAACUUCUUCUCAAAUCAACAAAAGAAUCCAAUCCUUAAUGGUCGACCACUUGAACAUACUGGUCCUCCUAUUACUAUUCACAAUAGAACCUUUGGUCAAUUCCUUGAAGACUUUAGGAAUGCGGAUUUGGUAGUGCCUUCCGAUAUUAUGGAGUGGGUCAUAGAUAUUAUUUCCGCAGUAACAGAUAGAUACACCAUUGAAGACGAACGUAUGGAUACAAUGAGAGAGAUACUUUCAAAAAAAUUUGGCACCAUUUCAGUGAUUAGUUACGAAAGAAAAGGUUGUAAGAGUGAUGGAAUACUUACGACUAAAGUAGGCAUUCACGACGCUAUUAUGGUAAUAUUCGAAGGAAAGAAUGAAGUUGGAUCUGGUGGAACUGAUCCCAGUGUUCAAGAAGCAAUAUAUUACCGAAAUUAUUGGUCUCAAUCAUCAGCUGACCAGAUUCGAGACUGCUGUUGCGCACCAUCCUUUAUUAUCACCAUUGCCAGACCAUGGUUUUGUGUUUUCAGAGGAGUUUUCCUUAACAGGGUAGUAGUCCAGCCGCUAACAGAUUCCAUUCCUCUUACAAUUGACCUUCGAAAUAAAGACCAAGGGUUGGAAUUAAAUCAAACAGGACAGCAGUAUUUUCCCUAUCUUCGAAGUUUUCCAAUCAACGGAAAAACAGUCAAUUUCACCUACACUGAGGAGCUUGCAAAUGAUCACACAAGAACUAUCUGGAAAGCCAGUACAGAUAAUAAUAAAAUGAUUGUCGUGAAAUUUGUGACUGAAUACAAUAGAAAUGCACAUGAUAUCUGCCAUAGUAAAGGUUAUGCUCUGGAACUGUUAUAUUGUAGCGCCAAUAAUGAAAUCCGAGCUCUUGGCGGAUAUAAGAUGAUUAUUAUGGAACAUGUCAGCACCUCACUGGAUAAGAAAUUUAAUAAAAUCGAGAUUAUGCAUCUUCGUCUUCCAAACAUUCUGGUGUAUAAUCAGCAUGGAACGCAACGAGCAAUGUUAAUAGACUUUGAUUGGUAUGAACGGCAUGAAACAGACAAAUACCCACCAUCAUUGAAUAUGUCGAUACAGUGGCCCACAAAUGUGAAACCUAACGCCUUCCUUAACAAAGCCGAUGAUCUUUAUUGGCUUAGAAAGUUGCAAGAGUAUUUGAG
Funneliformis geosporum is the source of this 1621-nucleotide messenger RNA. The record is from the annotation of a GenBank genome assembly. NCBI's taxonomy places the organism in Eukaryota, Fungi, Glomeromycota, Glomeromycetes, Glomerales, Glomeraceae.